Solanum lycopersicum (tomato) is the source of this 1210-nucleotide messenger RNA. NCBI's taxonomy places the organism in Eukaryota, Viridiplantae, Streptophyta, Magnoliopsida, Solanales, Solanaceae. The record is from RefSeq and is a predicted model, not a curated record.
UAUUUUGACAAAGAUGAGGCAAGAAAGCGUGUUCAUCGGGGGGAGAACAUUGUAUGGAAUGCAACCAUGCUUAGUAGGCCUCACCCAACUUAUUAUAUUGAUGAUGAAAAAUCAUCAGAGUUGGAUCAAGCUUAUUUUAUGAGCAUUCGUUUUAAUUAUCUUCCAUUGAGGAGGGGAAGUUCCUAGGUCAUUGAGCCAUAUAGUCCGCACCGAUUUAGUCGCCAAUUUGGUUUCCAUCAAGAUAAUCCUUGCUAUUUAGAAAAUGAUAUUCGUGUUGAGUCACUUGAUGAAGGCCUUAGAUACUGGCACAUUUGUGUAUCAUGUGUGACUAUGUCUAAAGCGACAUUUCCUCCUGCGGUAACUUCCGCAAAGAAGCUUUGUACCACCCAAUAUUCAUCUUGGUGGGAGAGGUCCUAUGGAACAUUUCUUGAGGAUAAUUUGGAUGUUAUGGUGGAAAAAGCUGGGUUAGCAUUUGUUACCCUUCUAGAAGACAAAAGUCAAGAUAUGGAGAAAACACUUUCAAAAGUCAAGACACCACUUGCUCCCAAACAUCAAAGUAAGAAGCUCAACUUUUCUAAGGCAUCUAAGAAAGAACUGGUUCAUACUCCUACCGAUAAAGAGAAAUCCCCCCAAUUUCUCUUCUCUAGUAAAUGGCCCCUUCAAGAAACAAGCAAAACUAGCAAGGAUCGAUGUUGGAAGAGGCAAAGAAUUGAACUAUCUGGGGCUGAAAUUGUAGAAGUCCGAAGUGUCGAUAAUCCUUCUAGAUCAUUGACAAUUCAGAGUAACAAGGUUGAUGCUGAUGGACAUUUACAAGGAUCACCGCGUGAGAGGCCACAAGUUAGCGAAGAGUCUACCGCGAUAUUGAGACCUAAGGCAAAACCAAUUUCAAAUAUCGAGAAAGAUCAAGAGUCAUCGUCUACUUCUCGUGGCCAAACUUUAAAAGGGUUGGAUCUUAACUCAAAUGAGCUUUCCCGAGUUCUUCCCAAGAUAAAUGGUGCUAUGUCUGUCUUCGAAGGAAGAGGUGUGGUGUUUAAUCACAAAAGGAAGUACAUCUUGGGUCUUUGGGAAGAGAUCUGUAGAAAACUUUCCUGAACUUCUCUAAACAAUAUUUCAUCUUACAAAGAUGAUAUUUAUGAGAUUUUCAAGGAGAUGAGUGAGAUGAAUCUAUUAGAUCUUUCACCAUUAAAAAGCUUGGUAGAUUCUCUUUUUG